ACGGAUAUUCGGGUAACUAUGGGUACGAAUCCUAAACUAUGAACUUAUACCUUAUACACAUAUAUGCACAUCCAUUCACACAAAUAAAAAUAGCAAACACAAUAAUUGUUCUUGCUUCUACAAUCCACACAAACAUAAUAAUCGUGUACAUCUUCAUCAUCAAUAAUGGUAGCUAAACUCAAUUUCUCAAGCUAAUCUAAAUUUCUCAAGGGAAAUUGACCCUUUGGUUAGCGGGGCGGGUAUUAUUGAUUACCAUACCUGUAUCCUACCCUUUAUUUUGAAACCGGCUAUUAACCGUACCCACCCCUUAACCCGUCAAAGCGGGUAAUUAUCCUCGUUGACCGGUUACGAUCGGGUACCCAUGGUUACAGGUUGGAUUGACAUCGAUUGACAUCCCUAACUGGGACUAAAUAACUUUCCAAAAGUACAUUUGGAGCCGAACAAUUUUCUUAUUUUCAGCUCUACUCGAAUGCAAAUCUGCAUACCAUCUUUCAUUACUUGCUUUCCUUCUCUCGUUGAAUUUUGCAGUCUCCCCUAUUUAUUCUCCCAUUCUCUUCUCUCAUUAGCAAUUGGUUAAGGCUGAAAUUAAGGUGUUAUUACACAACUUGUUAGCAUAUUGCAAUGUUGUCAAUCCAGAUGAUCUCGUUGGUCCAAUUAAGCAAGUGGGUAGAGAGUUAAAAGUUUGACUGCUUUAAAACGGUUUAAUUUGGAUAUUCGAAAAAGUCAUGACACUGUUUCUAUAUUUAUAAAUUAUUUCAAAUUUCAUCUAAGCAUAAAUGAGUAAUGACAUAUGAUAUAACAUUUUACUAAAAUAACAAUUUGCAUUUGGAUCCAAUAUAUAAUGAAAAUUCAAAUACACUCAUAUAACAUCAAUAUUCAAAUGUUCAACUUAGAAUUCCGAAGUCAGGUUUAGGCGAUGGGAAAAAUAAAAAUAGAUGCGUACAUCGGAAACCAAUGGAAAAAACAAUAUUGUAUGAUCUCUACUCGGUAACCUUGUUGCGGGUCGACCCACGGGGGUGUGGCCCCUAUUUUCCUCACCGAUCCUAGGUCAAACUACGUCAACCCACAGGUUUUGACAUAGUGCCAACACUAGUUCUAGCCAAUAGAAAUAUUUCGCUUUAAUAACUUUUAUUUUAAUGGGAUGAUCAAAAUUCAUGCUAGUUUAAGGGGCACACUUGUCAUUUUAAAAAGUACAGGGGGACACGUAUCUAGUGCGGUUAUUUAUUCUGCGUCCCGUACUAACCACAAGUAUAGUAUUAUGAAGGAGAUUAGAAAAAUGCAAACUAGAAAUAUACAAAAUUCCACCAGAAGUAACAUAGAGUAAACCAAAAACUUAUAAAGCAUACAAGAAUCUAAGCUUAAUUUUUUUUUCAUAAAGCACAACUCAAAAGUCAAAACUGACUACAAGUCUCUUGAAGUGGACAAAAAACCUCAUAAGUCGACCACAAGUUCUCUAAAUCAUAUAAGAAAUAUGUGCAACUACACCACAACUCUCAUAAAACAGACUGGAAAGACGAGAACGCACACCACAAUUCUCGUGGAAUAAUUUAUACGGAGAAAAUUUGAGUUGGGAUGGAGAGCGAGAGACAAAAAGCAAAGAAUUAAAGUCAACCCACAGAUCGACUCACAGUCCCACGGACUAAGAACGUGUAACUACAUGACUCCACAAAAAUACUUUUACAUACCAUUUGGUAUAAAUGAAUUCCUUAAGUUUUGAGGAAUUCGUUUUGAAAUGAAACAUUCUUGUGUUUGGUAUUUAACAUAAUUCAUUUUCAAUUCAAAAUUUUGAAUUCUAUGGAAUUGGAACUAGUUAUAGCAAUUUCGAGAAAUUGAGAUGAAAUUUCCAAAUAAAUUCCACAAGUAUUUACUAAUUAUAACACAAUGAUAUAAUUGUCCUCUUUUAUUAACUAAAUUAUUUAUAUAUAUGACAAACCAAACGCAGGAAUUCAUUUGACAAUGAAUUCUACACACCAAUUCAUUUUAUUUCUGAAGAUUUGAAUAUGACAUAUCAGACACAAGAUUUUCGUUUGACAAUGAAUACUACACCGCAAUUCAUUUUACAAUGAAAUGAAUUCUCGAUUCAUUUGAUACCAAACGUUUUGUUAAUGUAGGAGUUUCUCGAUUCAUUUGAUACCUAACGUUGUUCUAUUAAUGUAUGAGUACAUUACAUAUAAAUUUACCUACAUUUAAAAGUGGCCGCCAUUAGAACUCUCUCCUCGUGGCAAGCUUGUUAUCUGUUGGAGCUCCUCAUUUCUCCCCUGAAAAAUGCUUGAACCGCCAUCGCUAUCUUUCAAAAGGACACUCGUACGGCUGAUCCAGGAAUCCAAGUCCAUCAGAAAGAUGGAGCAAAUCCACGCCCAAAUCCUCACAAUUCCAAUUUUCUCCAAAACUGAUCUACACUUCUUGGUUUCCCGACUUCUCUUCUUCGUUGCGAUCCCCGAUUUCGGUUGUCUCGCCUACGCCAAGCGGAUUUUCCAAUGCGUCGACAACCCGGAUCUUCCCUUAUACAAUAUCAUGAUCAGAGCUUAUUCGUCUAAGUCCAAAGGAGAUUGCAAUGCGCUAACAGACAGGGCUCUCCCUCUGUACCAACAAAUGCUGCUCAAUGGCAUUCAACCUGAUGCCCUGACGCUUCCCUUUCUGUUGAAGGAGUGCUCUGCAAGGCUGGAUAUGAGAGCUGGUGUCAGUGUUCACGGGCAGUCGGUCAAAUUUGGUUUGUACAACGAUCUCUAUGUUCAGAAUUCCAUGAUUAGCUUCUAUUUUGCUUUUGGGCUGAUAGCGAGUGCGGCGAAGGUGUUCGACGAAAUGCCCGAGAGAGAUGUUGUCUCUUGGAACUCGAUGAUCGUUGGGUAUCUAAGAAGUGGAAUAUUGGGGGAGGCGCUUCGUUUGUUUGGAAGGAUGGAGGUCAGAAAUAUUGUCACUUGGAAUUCGAUGAUAACUGGGUUUGCUCAAGGUGGCCAGGCGAAGAAAGCAUUGGAAUUUUUCCUUGAAAUGCAGCGAUCGAGCUGUGGGAUUGAUGAAAACAGACCAGAUAAGGUGACCAUAGCUAGUGUACUAUCAGCGUGUGCUCAUCUCGGGGCAAUUGAUCAUGGCAAGUGGGUGCAUGAUUACUUGAGGAGAAGCGGUGUGGCAUGUGAUAUGGUUCUCGCGACUGCAUUGGUAGAUAUGUACAGUAAGUGUGGUUCUCUAGUUAGAGCAUAUCAAGUGUUCGAUCAAAUGCCUAAAAAGGACACACAAGCAUGGACAGCAAUGGUUUCAGCAUUUUCAUUACACGGUUAUGUCGAAGAUGCCUUUAACAUGUUCGAAGAAAUGACAGCAGCAGGUGUACAGCCUAACCAUGUCACAUUCGUCGGGUUGUUGUCAGCUUGCGCGUAUUCCGGGCUGGUAGAGAAAGGCCGCCAUUGUUUCAGCAUGAUGAGAACCACGUACUCGAUUGAGCCAGAAGUGCAUCACUAUGCUUGCAUGGUCGAUAUACUUGGAAGAGCAGGACUCUUUGAGGAAGCGGAAGAGCUCAUUAGAGGUAUGCCUAUGGCCCCUGAUGUAUAUGUUUGGGGCGCUUUGCUUGGUGGAUGCCAAAUACACGGUAAUUUGCAGCUCGGGGAAGAGGUGGCGAAGCGGUUAAUAGGCUUGGAACCGAAGAACCAUGCUUUCUACGUGACUUUAUCUGAAAUAUAUGCUAAAGCUGGUAACUUUGAUGAUGUGAAAAGGGUUAGAGCCGUCAUGAGGGAGAAUGGGAUAAAGAAGGAGACCCCUGGCUGUAGCAUGAUUGAAGUCGAAGGAGCUGUUUACGAGUUCUCGGUUGGCACUUCCCCUGACGUUAUUGUACAGGAGGCGCUGACUGAAAUUCUCAACAGUCUUAACAGUGAGUUGAAAAUAAUAGGUAACAGUGAGUUCUUAGUCGGCGCUUCCCCUAGUCUGCGCUGCGGCAGCCAAAGGGGCGAGGAAGCGGGGUUUCUGCAAGGUGAAAUUUGAAAAAAAACUCCUAAACGACACCACGUCCGCACCCCAAAUCCCCAAUUCCAUCGUUCUGCUGCUAAGUUAGAAAACAACAACGGACGGAUCAAGAGCAGAUCGUCUUCUUCACGGCCGCUGAGUAGCUGCCGUCAUCUCCCACGCUAUUAGUCCGCGAGUCCAUGCCCUGCUCUCGAUCGUCCCUUACACUCAAUCUGUCAGCUUCUGUCUUCUUGCCUCUCACUUGCCACUAGUAGUUCACUGGCCGCGUUCGCCGGCCUCCUCUGUAUCUCGCCGCCCACUAGGUAAGUCCUCCCUGACUCUGUUUGGGACUAUUUGCUGCGGUUUUUAAUUACAGCUUGUGCUCUGUGGUAAUGUCUACGUGUUGGAAGUAGGAAGUUGGGCUUAAAAAGUAUAUUGCCUAUUUGCCUUUGAAACAGGGGAAGUGCACGCAAAUGUGGGCGUGAUUUAAGAUGGCAGAGUGGUGGGAACACUACCCAACAAUGAGCCCUUUGCUGUUCACUACCCUGGCUACCCUGGCUAUCCUUCUUCAACUUCUCGCCCUUUGUGUAGCUGUUUUAAAACCCUUUGAGCUCUUUGAUUCUUGUAAGGAAUGGCGGACUACCAACAUGUACUGGCUGGCCAUGCUGAUAGAGCUCGCAGGAACAAGCGGAGCUGGACUGAAUGGAUCAAACAUAUCUUUGGUAACCAAUGCUUACAACUGGAAAUUUUAUGCUAUUACUCUCUUUUGGUUUCGCUGCAUAUUGCUUUUAGCUUCCAUAUACUAUUGGGAGGUAUCAUUGGAAUGUUGGUUGUGUUGUUUUCUGAGCGAUGAUGUUUCUUACAUGGUGUUUUCCUAUAGUUUGCCCUAGAUUUGGAUACAGGGAGCAACUCAAGAAACUAUGUGCAAGAGCUCUUUAAUAGCUUUCCAGCAACUGUAGCUGGAGGCGGGAAAAUAGAUGACUGACAGCAAUGAUGGUGAAGAAUAUCAAAUACUCGAGCACGAUGACUACGAUGAUUACUCUGACGAUGAUUACGAAUGACGGCAUUUUUUACUGAAGGAACUUGUUCAGAGUCUCAUAGUGGUAGAUAGUUGCUGAAUGCAAGAACAUAGUGGUAGCCGUAGGUAGUUGAUGUGUGCACAACAGGCUAAUUGGCUAAAAGAGGCUAUCAAAGGGCCACUGCCCACCCUAUUUGUUUGACAUGGAUUCACCAUCUCAAUUAUGUUAAAACAAUUGUGAUGCAAUUUGCAGGUCAAAUAAACCUGACAAGUUUCA
Linum trigynum is the source of this 5225-nucleotide messenger RNA. The record is from the annotation of a GenBank genome assembly. NCBI's taxonomy places the organism in Eukaryota, Viridiplantae, Streptophyta, Magnoliopsida, Malpighiales, Linaceae.